UGUUGACUCUCCGCAGGAGGAAGAUCACAUCUCCAGCCUUCAGACUGAGCUCCAGGCGCCUGCUGCUGCUGAAGUCAAACACCGCCUAAAACACACACACACACACACACACACGCCGCGCAGAACAAGGACAAACAAGCCAGAAAUACACACACAUACACAACAACGGGAGAAAGAAAACAGAUCCUGUGUAAGAUUGAGCUGCAGCUGUCAAGAUGGCCAUGAAAGACCUUUUGAAAGAUGACAAUAUCAAGAAAGCCAUUGAUCAAUUUAAAGCUGAGGACAGCUUUGACCAUAAGACGUUCUUUGAUGUGAUUGGGCUGAAGGCUCUGUCUGCUGAGAACGUGAAGAUGGUCUUUAAAGCUCUCGACGUGGACGCCAGCGGUUUCAUUGAGGAGGAGGAGCUAAAGUUUGUGCUAAAGGGUUUUUCUGCAGAUGGCAGAGAUCUUACCGAUAAGGAGACCAAAGCAUUCCUCGCUGCCGCCGACAAGGAUGGAGAUGGAAAAAUUGGCAUAGAUGAAUUUGAGGCUUUGGUGCACGAGUAAAAGGUCAAUAUUUGGCAACCCAUCACACCACAACUCUCCUGUGAAAAGCUACAGCCAGUCAGUAGUGUACGUCUCUACACAUCAUGCCAUGAGCCAGGAGCUGAAUCUGCUUCCCUUAAUUACAUUUAUUUAUUAAACUUUUCUUUUUUAUAUAUAUAUAUAUAUACAAACUGAACAUGUAAACCGUUUUAGUUCUCUCAUAAAAGACAUUAGAUUCCUGCACUACCUUUCACCUCUUCUUUUUUGUUCAUUUUGGCAUGUUUCUCUUUCUGUUUCUUCCUUCUUCUUCUCCUUAUCUCGAUGUUUCGCUCCUCUCUUGUGAUAGAGCCACUGAACACAGUGAAUUCCAGAAGAGAAGGAUGAGACGAAAUGAGAGAAAAAAUAUUUAAGAGAGAAAUUAAAUAAAGCCAUGCGUUGAGAAAAAAUA
Messenger RNA from Xyrauchen texanus (razorback sucker), 972 nucleotides. RefSeq names its product parvalbumin-7. Lineage: Eukaryota; Metazoa; Chordata; Actinopteri; Cypriniformes; Catostomidae. The transcript has 5 exons. Gene Ontology annotation, cellular component: cytoplasm; nucleus. Bases 216 to 545 code for a protein of 109 amino acids. The record is from RefSeq and is a predicted model, not a curated record. Gene Ontology annotation, molecular function: calcium ion binding.